Messenger RNA from Arctia plantaginis, 1566 nucleotides. The record is from the annotation of a GenBank genome assembly. Lineage: Eukaryota; Metazoa; Arthropoda; Insecta; Lepidoptera; Erebidae.
AUGUUGCUGAAGUUAUUUAUACUGUUUGUAGCUGUCGUCAAAGUAACGUAUAGUUUUUCCGACGUAGGAAAAUGGGAAUUACCGCUGAAUGGGGAGAGUUGUGUCUUCACACUAGCUAAGUCACUAUUUCAGGAUUCUAAGCUUAUUGUAAUGUUUAAAUGUGAUGUAACAAAUUCGACAGAUGUGACAGUUACCUAUAUGUGGGCAAAGACAAAAUGCUCGCCAGAUUAUUUACAUUAUUUUGAACAGCAACAAGUAGUAGCAUGUUCUAACAGAGUUGAGAGAUCGAUCGAUGAUAAUGGGACGAGCCCGCUGCAAGUACUUAAAGAGGAGACGAAGACGCUCACGUGUAAUGACAAUCAUCUCGUAUCAUUCGAUGAUAGCAAGGCGUCUGAUGCAGCUAAGGAUACCACCGGGGUGAAACCUCGCCGCUCGCUGUUGACAGUCGAGAAGGAAGGUAUCUACGUGUUGAAGAUGACCGUGUCUUCCAAGUUCAAAUUCAAGGCUACCGUUAGUGUAGAAAUGGUUUCACCGUCGGGCUAUCUCAGUGCGGCCAUCUGGCCCUUAUUGCCAUUUUUCGGAGUAAUGUGUGGAGUAUACACUUUGCUGUGCACCGCGUGGCUGCUGGUGUGCUGGCUGCAGUGGCGCGACCUUCUCCGCAUACAGUACUGGAUCGGAGGCGUCGCGCUGCUGGGAAUGGUGGAAAGCGCCACGUACUACGCCGUAUACUCGAAUAUUAAUAGCACUGGAUACUUCAACGCAGAAGCGUACAUGUUUGCUGAGUGGGUCUCGGUCGCUAAGCGAGCCUUAGCUAGAAUGCUUGUCAUUAUUGUAUCACUCGGCUUUGGUAUUGUCAAGCCGCGGCUGGGCCCGGCGCUGCAGCGCGUGGUGGGCACGGGGCUGCUGUGGGGCGUGCUGGCGGGGAUACACGCGUGGCUGCGCCUGCACUACAAGGCCAGCGACUCCAACCGCGACCUGCUGCUGUCCGAAGUGCCGCUGUCGCUGCUGGAGAGCGCCAUCUGCUGGUGGGUCUUCGUGUCGCUCGCGCACACCAUGAGGACGCUGCAGCUCCGGAGAAAUACGAUAAAAUUAUCCUUGUACAGACACUUCACGAACACGCUGAUAUUCGCCGUAAUAUCAUCUGUCGUGUUCAUGCUCUACUCCAUCAAAUCGUACAGGGUGUUUAAGUGUAUAACGGAGUGGAAGGAAGUGUGGAUGGACGAGGCUUACUGGCACAUCCUGUUCGCGAGCGUGCUGACCGUGAUCAUGGUGCUGUGGCGCCCCACCAACAACAACCAGCGGUACGCCUUCACACCGCUGCUGGACUACGCUGAAGACGAUGAAGAAGAAGAAGAACAGUUCGUGAACGACGCAUACGGUGUAAAAAUGCGAGGCACGAACAGCACAAGUGAAAUGAUCGAAGGCCGGGACUCGGAGCCCAACACUAAUUCCCUAGAUUCUGAUCUCCGGUGGGUAGAAGAAAACAUCCCCACCAGUACCCUACCGCUCCUCGACUCCGACGAAGAAAUCAUUAAUACGAAGUUCGAAGUGUCGAAAAUGCAGUAA